Molecule: messenger RNA, 717 nt
Organism: Naegleria fowleri
Lineage: Eukaryota; Heterolobosea; Eutetramitea; Acrasida; Naegleriidae
Exons: 2
Coding region: 1-717 (238 amino acids)
Cellular component (GO): cytoplasm
Source: RefSeq, a predicted model, not a curated record
AUGUCCUCCUCAUCACUCAAGCUCUAUGGGUCUCGGCUUUGCCCUUUUGUUGACCGAAUCAAACUCAUUCUAGCCUUCAAGCAGGUGCCCUAUGAAAACAUUAACGUUAACUUGAAUAUGAAGAGUAAAGAAUUUUUACAAUUGACUCCUUACGGAAAGGUUCCUGUUCUUGUUCACAACCAGAAACCAAUUUACGAAUCUGCUGCUAUUUAUCAAUACGUCAAUGAUGUUUUUACCAAUCACGAUUUAAUGCACAAAGAUCCCUACAUGAGAGCAAUGCAACGAUCUUGGACCUAUUAUUGUAACACUCGACUUGCACCCACCAUUUACAAGUACAUGUUCAAUCAAGAUCCAAGCAAAGAAGUGGAAUUGAAACAAAAACUCGAAGAUCGUUUACUAUUUUUAGAGAAUGAGGGUUUGAAAAAGAUGCAAGACACGAAUGGCAAUAAGGGAUCCUUCUUUUUGGGUGAUGGCAACGAACCCAGCAUGCCAGAUAUGAUGUAUCUACCUUUCUUGGUUCGCUUGGAUGUGUUGAAAACAUUCAAAGGAUUUGAAAUGGGUAAAGAACUAUCUAGACUAAAAAGCAUGUAUCAAGUCAACGCUCAACAAGAUUACUACAAGAACAAUAAGGAAUUACCAUCCAUAGAAGAAAUUAUUAAGGGUUAUACUCCAUACGUGAAGGGUGAACUUACAAUGAAAGAAGAUUGGAUUCUUUAA